Messenger RNA from Adineta ricciae, 861 nucleotides. NCBI's taxonomy places the organism in Eukaryota, Metazoa, Rotifera, Eurotatoria, Adinetida, Adinetidae. The record is from the annotation of a GenBank genome assembly.
AUGGCAACACCUUCUGAGCAAGAUCCAUCCGUUUUGGGCGGUUUCAGAAGGGGUCUUCGAAGAGUAUGGAGUCAAGCGUACGACAAAAUGGCACCAGAAAAAGAUAGAGAUAAAUCAGGUGAAACAAGACGCCAUCCUCAUUCUGCGGAUGUGACACGACGAGAUCACCGUCAUAAAUCAAAAGAUUCAUCUCACAAACAUAAUUCCAAAUCCACUGAUUCGUCUGCAGAAGAAAACUAUGAUUCUAAUAAUAAACAAAAUGAAUCGAAAGCACAUGAAAAUCAUUCAGAAAACGGUGAACCAGAACGAUGUGCUAUCUGUAUGGAUGACUGUAUCAAACCCAAACGACUCAAUAAAUGUGGUCAUCAAUUCUGCACCGAAUGCAUCGAUCAAUAUUUUAACAGUGUCAAACCACAAUGCCCUUGUUGUUUUACUAUUUACGGAGAUAUUCGAGGUACUCAACCAGAUAAUGGUACUAUGAAAUUCAUUAGAACGAAGCAUCAUUUACCAGGUUACGAGAAAUCAAAUGGUACAAUCCAAAUCACUUAUUUUUUCCCCAAUGGUAUCCAAGAUGAUAGACAUCCGAAUCCCGGCCGACCUUAUCGUGGAACACGACGUGAGGCGUAUUUGCCUGACACUCGCGAAGGUCGAGAAAUACUUAAACUUUUACAAAAAGCUUUUGAACUUCGUCAAGUGUUCACCAUUGGCCAAUCCCGCACGACAGGUCAAGAAAAUGUCGUAACAUGGAAUGAUAUUCAUCAUAAAACACAUUACAAUGGUGGUGUUGAGAAUUUCGGCUAUCCUGAUAGCACUUAUCUUAGUCGAGUCCGACAAGAAUUGGCAGCUAAAGGAAUUCAAUAA